This is a messenger RNA of Ziziphus jujuba (common jujube), 1574 nucleotides long. RefSeq names its product RPM1-interacting protein 4. Lineage: Eukaryota; Viridiplantae; Streptophyta; Magnoliopsida; Rosales; Rhamnaceae. Bases 381 to 1298 code for a protein of 305 amino acids. The record is from RefSeq and is a predicted model, not a curated record. The transcript is spliced from 4 exons.
UAAACAAGGGAGGAUUAUUUUCAUCCAAGCAAAUAAUUCCAUAGAUUUUGGACUUGUAGUUUCUAAAAUUCAUAUAUAAAAGAUGUGAUAAUUUUUUUUAUUUUAAAGACCAUUAAAUUUUGAAAUUAUAUUAUCAUUACUUUUUCAUCCUAGUUAAGAUUCAAAUCUUCAAUUUAAAAAGUGUAAUCUUAAUAAAUUUACAACCGGAUCAAAUCUAUGAUUACAAAUAACGAAAAAGAUGAAGAAGAAAACUUUGAGAGAGCUGACUAUGGUCAAGGCAACGCUCAAAUGUGCCCAAGUUUGGAGACUGGGAAAGUGAAGAAAAUGUUGAGUAUUCAGCCUACUUUGAUGCUGCCAGUAAGGCUAAAGCUGGUGAAAAUAUGAAUCUUAAUUAUCCUCGAGCUAAACCCAAUAUGUUUUCAAAUAACUCAACUCAAGUUCAAGCAUCUUCUUUUAAAACAAAGCUUGAAGGAAAGGCAUCGAAGGAGCCGGAGAUUGUAAGCCCAAAGCAUGAACGCCGAACUAGUCGAGAAGAGGCUGAUCUAAGGAGACUAAAUAACUCUUUGUUGCAUAAUGACACUGCAGACCAGGGGAUAACCUUAAGUGAGCAACCCCAUGGACAUUUAAGAUCACAUGGAAAGGCACAGCCUGAGGCACCAAAGGGUCCAGAAGAAUUAAUGCUUCUUAUCAAAAGAGAAUCAACAAUGUCAAAGCAAAAGCAGCACUUGAGUCAGGAAGAUAGUCGCCCAAGAAGAUCUCUUGAUUCUUCGUUGCACCAUGAAACCAUAGGUCGGAGAGUCACUUCUAAUUCACCUCUUCACCCUUUAGGUGGCAGGGUCGCUAGUAAUGGUCCUGCAAAGGCUAUGCAGCAUAAUCCAGUGUCUGAGCGCAGCAUUGAAAACUCACCUCUACACCAACAUUACCAGGCAAGGAUUGGAGGCAAAGGCAAUGGAGUCUCUUCUCCCUCAUGGGAGAGAAAGGGUUCAUCUCAACAUAGUAGCCAUGGCUUUGCUCCUUCAACUCCUGGAAGAUCCCGGCUCAAAUCGAUUACCCGAGGCAAUGAAACUCCUGAUCAUGGUUCUGCUGUUCCAAAAUUUGGUGACUGGGAUGACAGCAACCCUGCAUCUGGUGAAGGUUACACUAAGAUUUUCAAUUUAGUGCGUGAAGAGAAGCAGAACGAGGCAGGAAGAGGACCUGUUUUGACAAACGGAACUUCUCAUUCAAAUGGUCAGGUGCAAUAUAGCAAUGAGAAUACAAAGUCUCAGAGAUGUUGCUGCUUUACAUGGAGAAAAACAUGAAACAACUUUACAGACAAAAAGAGAGUGUGUGUGCGGGGGCAUGUACAUAUAAUGUAUCUCAGAAGACUCUUAUAUGUAUGAUAAACUCUUCACUUGUUAAGUGCAUUCAUUUUACUUAUUUUCUUUAUGUGAUGAAAAAUAUGAGCAAAAAUAAGGUUGAUGCAAAAGGUAUCUCACAUAAUUUUCUUUCUUCCUGUAUCUUGUAUGCCUAUGUGUCCUAUUUAAGUUGUUGAGAUAAACCUAUAUGAAACAAAACAUUUCUCAUUUCUUUUUUCA